AUGACGUCCCAACCACACGAACACGACCUCGAGGUCCCCGGGGACGAGCGCCCCAACCCCUACCGCUCAGAGAGCCGAUGGCGACACCAGGAGUCGACGGCUUUUGCUCGUCACGCCGGCCAGGCCCGCGAUCCGCACACGGCCAGCGCCAACACUCAAGACCUGACCAACUUCCUCAACUCCACGAGAGUCGAGAGCGACAGGCCCCCCACCGGCGGCACCGGCAACUUCACCCCGAUCGUCAUUGGCCCCGAUGGUGCUACCGACGGUGUUGGCGCUGUUAGCGACGGCAAGGAAGUCGUGUGUGGGCCCUUGUUGAACUAUCGCCGCCAGGAGGGCAACGUCUGGUAUGGAAGUGUGCUCAUCGUCACCAAGGGCGGAGGCAAGACCCAGAGCUUCCAGCCCACGCUGCACAUUGGACGUGUCGAGGUCGCCGAUCAACAACAGGGUCUUGUCGGAGAGGGCGCCGCUGCCAAUGGGGUGUCCCAGGGCAACGGUGCGGUUGAGAGCCGCCACGGAGCCGAGGUCCAAGGGAACUGUCUAUACUCUGAUCCCCGAAACACCUUUUGGCAGUUUCACCUCAGGUGCGACAUGCUCGACACCGAGACCAAGUGGGCAUACUCGAUCUCCGAUGUGCGCUACAAGAGCUCCACCCAGCCCGUAACAAACUACUUCUUCAUUCCUGCCACGACCGAGUCGAUGAGGAUCAUGUUCCACUCUUGCAAUGGAUUCAGUGUUGGCACUGACGAGGAAGCUUGGAGCGGCCCAGCGCUCUGGAACGACGUCCUGCGCCGGCAUGCCGAAGCUCCCUUCCACGUCAUGCUUGGAGGCGGCGACCAGAUCUACAAUGACGGGAUCCGUGUCAAUGGGCCCUUGAGGCAGUGGACUGACAUUGGCAACCCGAAGAAGAGGAGGGAGUACCCGUUCCCCGAGAAGCUCCGAGCAGAGUGCGACGAUUACUACCUGCAGAACUACAUCCGCUGGUACUCAACCGAGCCCUUUGCGCAGGCCAAUGGACAGAUUGCGCAGCUCAACAUCUGGGACGACCACGACAUCAUCGACGGGUUCGGUUCUUACGUGAACGAGUUCAUGAAGUGUGAUGUAUUCCGCGGUAUUGGUGGCACUGCUCACAAGUACUACAUGCUGUUCCAGCAUCACCUGGCACCCCCCACCUCAACCUAUACCACCUCUGCGCCGCAGACCAUGGAGGCCGGAGACGCCGUGGACAACGCCCAAGUCAAGGACACUUUCGUUGCGCCGGCUACGCUGCAAAACGAGCCUGGAUACAUCAUUGGUAGCAGACCCGGCCCGUAUGUUGCAGAGCACUCCAUGAACAUGUUUUCCAGACUCGGAGCCCGCAUGGCCUUCCUGGGUAUCGACGCUCGCACUGAGCGUACCCGUCAUCAGGUCAACUACCCCGAGACAUAUGAUCUCAUCUUCCAGCGCGUGCGAGACGAGCUUGGUGCCGCUGCACAGGCUGGCAACCCUUACAAGCACUUGAUCCUGCUCCUGGGAAUUCCCAUCGCGUACCCCAGGUUGACCUGGUUGGAGAACGUAUUUUCCAGCCCGCUCAUCGCACCAAUCAAGUUCUUGAACCGCAGAUUCGGUUUCGGUGGCGGCGUCUUCAACCACUUUGACGGCAGUGUAGAUUUGCUUGACGACCUGGACGACCAUUACACGGCUCGGACUCAUAAGAAGGAGCGUAACAUGUUCAUUGAGCGGCUGCAGACCAUUUGCUCCGAGUUCUCGAUCAGAAUCACGAUUCUGGGCGGCGACGUGCAUUUGGCGGCAUUGGGACGAUUCUACUCGAACCCGGACCUCCACAUCCCAGCAGACCAAGAUCACCGUUACAUGGUCAACGUGGUGUCGUCGGCAAUUGUCAACAAGCCUCCCCCGGCCGCCAUCGCGAAUCUGCUGGCCAAGCGUAACAAGAUCCACCAUCUGAACCCCGACACCGAUGAGACCCUUCUGAGUCUGUUCAACAAGGACCCUGGCAACUCGAACAAGACUGCCAACUCAAACCAUGUUACGAUGCCCAGUCGUAACUACGCCAUCAUCACGGAGAACUCGCCCAACAACCACGCCGCUGCCACAAAUGGCUCUGCCCAUGCAACAAACGGCGAGACCGCUGAGCCCCAGUUCGACGGCAAAGAUGGCCAUUCGUUCCUCCACAAGGGCGAGCUGAGCGCAGGUACGCAGCACAAGGCUGCUGCGCCUGCGACUCACGGCAAGAACAAUGACGGAUCACUCGACUGUGUUAUUCGAGUUGAGAUAGAUCAGCACGACAAGGACGGCCACACGGAGCCGUACGGCCUUACCAUCCCUGCGCUCAACUACGAACCGGGCAAGUACACGGAGACACUUGCGCACCACCGUCCUCACCUGCACUCCUCUUCCAGACCGAACACGCGGCCUGGCACCGCCUCAGCCGCGAGCCAACACACAAAUCGGCAGUAA
This is a messenger RNA of Neoarthrinium moseri, 2457 nucleotides long. RefSeq lists its product as uncharacterized. NCBI's taxonomy places the organism in Eukaryota, Fungi, Ascomycota, Sordariomycetes, Amphisphaeriales, Apiosporaceae. The transcript is spliced from 2 exons. Gene Ontology annotation, cellular component: membrane. The coding region runs from base 1 to 2457 and encodes 818 amino acids. The record is from RefSeq and is a predicted model, not a curated record.